This is a messenger RNA of Anastrepha obliqua, 7464 nucleotides long. It is a transcript of the gene M6, whose product is annotated as neuronal membrane glycoprotein M6-a. The transcript is spliced from 5 exons. Gene Ontology annotation, biological process: neuron projection development. Gene Ontology annotation, cellular component: plasma membrane. Bases 1273 to 2019 code for a protein of 248 amino acids. The record is from RefSeq and is a predicted model, not a curated record. NCBI's taxonomy places the organism in Eukaryota, Metazoa, Arthropoda, Insecta, Diptera, Tephritidae.
UAUUUAGUGAAGACUUGAAUUUUUAUGCAACGAAUUUAGCGCGAUUCCCAUUUAAUAGAUUCCUGUGUAUUAUAGGUGUAAUCCUAACAACAAAUAUUUACUAGCUUGUUGUCAAGCUAACGUGUAAAAAAAGAAAAUAAACACUUAAAGAGAACCUAGCAAACAAGUGUUUUCAUGGGUUACGAACAACUGCCAUUUUCUUAUUUGCGUGCAUAUGAAAAGCUGCUGAAGUCACACAACAAAGAGACAAACGCACAUGCACAGAUCUGUAUAAGCUUCGAAACAAUCAAAUAAAAGCAUAUGAAAAGAAGGGUAAAUAACACAAGUGCAAAAGGGAAUAUUUAAUAAAUUAUUCAACAACAGCAAAAUUACAAAAGUAAAUAAAUGCAAUAUUUUCAUAAAAUGAAAAUAGGGCCAAACAACAACGACACAAGUCAUAACCAGAUACAACAAAAACAGUAGCAAACGAAAACGGCACCCACAUCGUCCGUAACGAAUUGAAUUUGGGCGAAAAAACACGUUUACCUUCACCUCGCACCAGCGCACCCCGCUGACGUACAAACAAACAAAUUUAUAAGCCACACUACUACGGCCACUCAGCACAAUAUAAACAUAAAAGCACUCAUUUCCCUACACUUCUCCAUCUCCGCUCAUGUCAUCACCGCCGGGCGCCUUAAGUCAACCCGCUGUUAAUAUUCUGGCCCAUUCGCUGCAUAAUAGUCAACUCAACUCAACAAAUUAACUUGGCUCUAAGCGGGGAAUAGUGCACGGCGUGCUCUCGCUUGAUUUGCGUUCAAGCUAACCAGCCAUCGCAUACCAAUACAAGUUAGAUAGUGUUUGUUUGUGUAUUUUACCUUUACGCCGCAGCUCAAUUCUGUUACUCUGUGUUUCAUAUUGAAGUUUUCGUGGUUUUAACACCUUAGCGCGAGCUUGCACACAUGUGUGAGUGUAAUGUGCCCGGCUCACAUGCACUGGUGUAAAUGUGUUUACGUUAACAGUCUUUUUUAUACGCAUACGUAUACAGGCAUGUGCAUACUUGUAUGUAUGUGAGCACAUACUUGUACAUUUAGCCCGUGUGUUUAUUGUAAGUGUGGUGGUAGUAAGCUCAAAUUUGCAUAUAUCCACGUGUAUGUAUGUGUGUUGAAGUCCAAAUACUGUAAAAUAUAUACUGUAUCGUUGUUGUUGCUGCACAGCUGGUGUCCGGUACCAAGUAUUCUCAAGUUUGCUGAAUAAAUUAUACGAAACACGUACAGAUAUUAAAAUACGCACAAAAUGGGUGACUGCUGCCAAUCAUGUAUGUCCCGCAUCCCUUAUGCCACAUUAAUAGCGACACUUAUGUGUCUGCUUGGCGUUGGCAUAUUCUGUGGCACAAUGUAUCGAGGCGCCUCGUUGACGGUGAUUAUGAUGGAUCAAGUGUUUCAUUUGCAUCUAAUUUGGAUUGAAGCGAUUCAAAUGAUUUUUGUCAUAAUUGCUGCGGGAAUGGCAGCGCUUGGCUUUAUGAUACUCUUCGUUGGUUUCCUCGCAACUGGAGCGACACGAUACAAGGUCUAUCGCGCGUGGCGUUCACGAGUGGGUGGGCGCAUCUCGUGCGCAGUGUUUAUGGGCAUCACAUAUUUGCUGAACUUCGUUUGGAUAUUAAUUCUAUGCUUCUUAGUCAUAGUCACUUUUAUCUAUACGAUGUUCUGGAACAUGUGCUCCAGCGUGGAACGUUCGCUGAGUUGUAUUGAUUUAACACAGUUUCAUUUCAUGUUCCCGCCCAAUACCAAACAGGAGGAUAUGAAAAUUUGCGAUAAAUAUGAGAUCAAAGCUUUCUGUAAGGAUGGCGUCGAAAAUGCCGAAGUUAUGUUCAUACUCGCCACAUUGGCUGCACUGCUUGUCAUAUUGAGUUUGGUGCACUAUCUCAUGUGUUUGGCAGCCAAUUAUGCGCACAUACGAGAUCAUGAGAAAUUCCAGGAACUGCAGGAAAUACAAAAUCUAAAUGAGCUGGAGUAUAGCGCAACAUCAAAGGAUCGCUUCUAGGACAUAUUUCAGAAGAUUCAUUUUGAGCUGAAGGAGAAGUGAGCGAAAGAUAAAACGAAAAACCAACAAACAGGCACACACAAACACAAACAAACAACAUAUACACUUCAAAAUAAAAAAUUAAUAAAAACAAAGAACUGAUUAAAGCUAACAAAACAAUGAAUACUAUAGAGAAUGAAACUUUAUGCAGAACUCGAGAAGCUGAAAUGAAAAUGAAAUUAUAUGCUGAGAAUAAAAGAAUGGCUUGCAAAAAUAAUGAAUUUUCAAAAAAAAAAAUAUAUGGCAAUGUAUACAAUUUGCGUGCACUUACUCCUGAAUACAUAAAUGAAGUAAGAAAUUGUACGCAUUGAUUCUCGUACAAAUCACGAACACAAACUUGUUGAAAUGUAUAUUAUUUUGUUUAUAUAAGUUGAUUAAUUUAAGAUUUUGAAAACAUGAAGUUCAUAUUUUUAGUUUUAAUUAAAACUUCUUUAUUAUUAUUAUGUAGUAGUAGGUGCACACACCUACAUAGUUUCUUCUUACAAUCUCAAUAUUGGAAAUAUAUAGUUGAAUUUUACUUUAUUUUUCAGAAGUGGAUAUUUUUUUUUAAAUCAUAAGCUAAUAUUUUCAUACAUUUUUUCUAAGUGCAUCUUUGGCAUGCAAAUAAUAAUUUAUAAUAUUUUUUUUAAUUUUUUUGCUUAUUUUCACUCUAUUUGCUUCUACUUAGAUUAGAAUAGAUUAGAUUUGUGGGGGGUUGGACAAGUCCAAGCACUCAGUCAGGAGACCAUUGUACUACACCCGGAUAGAAUUCAAUAGAAAGAAUAGUGAUAGAUAAAAAGUGGGUGGUAAGACGGAUAAAUUAGUUUGAGGUCACUCUUCCACAAAUCUCUUAGAUUCAUUGAUGAAUCUUAAGAGAUACGGAAGAGGAAGAGUAUGAACUUUAUCCAUACUCAGUAUAUCGCAACUCAAUAUCCUAAGUCUGAUCCUGGAAAACCCCAGACAGCUACAGAGAAAAUGCUCUGCAGUGUCAUCAUCCUCAAGACAGGAAAGGCAUAUCGGGCUGUCGACGACUCCCAUGGCAGCCAUAUGCUGACCACAGGCGUUGUGCCCUGUGAUUACACCCACCAGUACUCUCAGGUUUUUUCUGCUGAGUUUUAAGAGAAAGGUCGCUAUUUCCCUGUUUAGUUCUUUCACAAAGCUCUUGGCUACUCUGCACGAGUUCAACCCAGACCAACGUCCUCCAUGAAUAGACCACAUGAAGUCGUCAAUCCAUAGUUGAAUCGAUGCAGAAUAGACACCUAGAUGGGGUUCAGUGCCUAGUGGCAUACUUGCAGAGCCUUCAUUAGCCAAUUUAUUACCUAACUCGUUCCCUGUAAUACCACAACAUCCAGGCACCCAAAUAAGACUAACUCUGUUGUGUUUUGCAACACUGUUCAGUUUUGUCCUACAUUCACUGACUAAUUUCGAAGAGCAGCGUGGGUUAGCAAGGGCUUUCAGUGCAGCUUGACUGUCACUAUAAGUUACUAUACUUACACUGCCUCUGCUAACUAUACAUUUUUUUCUCUAUUUGUAAACUUAAAUUGGUUUUUUAAUACAUCGUCUGUAAAAGCCAAUAGUUUCCUGGGAGUAUCAUGAAUUGAAUUUAAAACGGUAACUACCAUUCGGGAGUGCGUAUGUAUGUUCGAAUCUCUGUGCAUGAAGCAGCAAAAUGAUAGCAAAAGUUAUUUACUAAUAGCGGUAACCGAGUGGGUUCGGACUCGAAACUCAUUGUGUACAUAAAAAAGCAAAGUACAGAAAAAUAUUUUUCUAAUAGCAGACGCAGGCAAUGGGAGAUCUCCAAGUUUUUUUAUUACAUGAAAAAUCUCCUCAUAAAAACCAUUAGCCGUUCGAAGUCAGCUUAAAAGUGUAGGUCUCCCCAUUUGUGGAACAACAUCAAGACGCACACCACAAAUAUGAGGAGGAGCUUGGCCAAACACCUAAGGGAAGUGUUCGCGAAAAUUAUUUAUUUUACUUUUUUUUUAUUAUGAGUUGAAUUUUAAACCCUUGCAGAUUAUACUUUAUAUAUAUUAUAAAAGCUUUUUUAUUAAAUUUUAUUGUUGCAGUUUCCCUAUAAUUUUCAUUAUUAAUUAACGCUUUACUAGUUUUAAUUUACAUGCGUGGCUCAUUUAUAGUUCUAAAACUUUGCAAAUUCUUUAUAUAUAAAGUUUUUGCAAAUUUAAUGCAUAAUUUUAGAAACGUUUAAUUUUGUAUUUACUUAAAUUUAUUGAUUUAAUGAAUGUGUUCACUGAAAUGAGAUUUCAUUUAAAACUGUAUUAAGUUGCACAUCUGUGUACUUUUGACCAAACUACGAGUUGUAACGACUUAACACUUUCCACCCACUAAGCACCAAAUUGCAUGGUGCUAACUAAUAGAAUAUUUAAACUAUCAAUCAUUAAUGGCUACAGUUUAGAGAAUAUUUGUCAAUUUUUUUAUUAAAAAUAUUUAAUUUUUCUCCUCAAAAAUGUUCCUCACAAAAAAACCGUCUGCCAUUCGGAGUCGGCGUAAAACUGUACGUAGGUCUCUCCAUUUGUGGAAAAACAUCAAGACGCACACCACAAAUAGGAGGAGGAGCUCGGCCAAACACCGAAAUAAAGGGUGUAAGCGCCAAUUAAUUAUUUAAUUUUUUCUGUGAAAGUUUAUGAUUUAUUGAUCUAAAAGCAAAAUCACUGGGUUGUUCUGUCAAAAGUUUACAGUUACAUUAAACUAAAUAACAUUUAAUUUAAUUUUUAAACCUUAGUUUAAGAGAAUUUAUUUGUGCAUAUAAAUCCACAAAAAAUGCCAAGAAUUAGCAGACAUAUCAGUUUGAUUUUUUUACUUUAACAUUCCAUGAGCAACAACAAACAGAAAGUAACUCACUCGUAAGAGCUUCAUUGUUGUUGCUGGCAUACGUUUGCAUCACUCCUAGUUUUAUUUAGUUUUUAACUCAUUCAACAUUUUGUUGUUAAUUAACUAUUGUAUAAAUUAAACAAUAUUUUUACUAUAUUAAUUUACUUGUAUUUGUGUUUUUUUUUUAUUUUAUUUUUUACUUUCCUCAUAUACAGUUUUCAGCACUUUGUAUUUAAUAAAAAUAAAAACAAAAAUUCCACAACGAAAGAAAAUCACACUUUUUCAUACAUAAAUUGGUCAUAUAAAAUAGAUUUUUUCAUAAACAAAAAUAAAGGGUCUUUCAAAAGUAACGCCUGGAUGUCAGUAGUGAAUAAUUCUUGGGCGAUACAUUUUUUUAUGUUAUCUUUGACAUUUGUCAAGAAGGCAGAUGUACAAUUUCACGCGAUAAAACAAUGCGUUAAAAUUAUAAAAACUUAAUGUGAAUUAUUUAUUACUUUUUUAUUAUGGUUCUGGUUCUGUGCAGGAUAGCAAAAGGACUGGCAAGACAGGAACUGUACGAUCCGCUGAGAGUAUUGCUGUUGUAGCGCAAAGUGUUGCUGAACAACCUACACCAACAACAUCGAUAUCUCGACGUUCUCAACAAUUAGGCAUUCCAUUCCAUGAAACGGUUUCAGUAACAGAUUUAAUUCAGGAGCAAUAGGUUGUUAUCCUAGGGUCCUAGGGUCCUAGGAUCCCUAUCCGCACGAUGAGGCUGCCAUCUUAGAUUUAGCUGGUGGGAGCAGCAUUUCGUUUUUCAGCCGCUUGCUACAAGACAGACACAGUUUUGGAGGCGGCACUUCCUCGCCUUAUAGGUGGUGGUUUUGACCUUGUAACUUUUUUUAAGAUUGUAAAGAGCUCACAGCCUACUACGUCCGUAUCCACCACCCGUUGCUUGCCCGGGACUAUUUAUUUGUUAGGAAAAAUUGAUUCUUAGCUUACCUCUAUAUCUGAAGGCAGUUCACUAUCCACAAGCUGUGACCCGGAAUUUUUAGAAAUUGACAAAUUUCUCUCGUGGACCCAAAUUAAGACGAAAGCGAGAAGUAAACAAUAUUGGAAAGCAUUUGUUACGGCACUAUACGCCCAAAGACGGCUUGAAAGAAACUAAUUAUAAUUCCAUGAAUCGACUGUUUGGCGUAUUUUUCUUGUGGACAUACCCUUGGUGGACAUUUAAAUGAUGCCAUUUUUCACAUUUAUCAUUAACAGCCGUAUUUUAAAUGAAAAUAGUAAAAAUUGAAAAAGAAUCUAAAUUUUUCUUCUUCUUAAUUGGUGUGAUAAUUGCUUACGCGAUUUUGGCCGAGUUUAACAAAGCGCGCCAGUCAUUUCUUUCUCGUGCUAACCGGCGCCAGUUGAACACACCAAGCGAAGCCAAGACCUUAUCCACCUGAUCUUUUCAACGCGGAAGGAGGUUUUCCUCUUGCUCUGCUGCACCAGCUGGUAUCGCAUCGAAUACGUUCAAAGCCGGACCGUUUGUAUCCAUUCGGACGAUGUGACCCAGCCAGCGUAGCCGCUGGAUCUUUAUUCGCUUUACAUUUUUGGAUCUUUAUUCGCCUUACAUCUAGGCGCGUCUUUUGAAGAACCCUUUUGUAAACGAUGGAUGUGUGUAUGAACCGUGCCAACUCUCGUCACAACCCGGCCAAAAUUUAUAUACAUAUAUUUAUACAUUAAAGAGCCGUCCAACUGUAACUUUACAAGGGAGAAACGAAAUAUUUUGGAAAAUGAAUUUAUAAAUUUUACAAAAAAAAACUUUUAACACAUUCAGUUAUUUGUAAAUGACUUACCAGUAAAUAUAUUUAAUCGUUCCGCUUUUGGCUUGAAGCACCAAAUUUGCUCUUAACCCUUACUCAUACAUAUUUUCAUAUAAAUACAUGCACACACACACAUAAGCACGCUUUUUGCGCAUCCUUGCUUGUUGUUAAGAACUCAAACACACCCAAAAAACGACAUGCAAACAAACUACAAAUAUCAAAUACACACAUACACAUUAGCUCAUCUAUAUGACAACACACAAGGCAAUGUACAAUCGAUAGUUUUAUGCUCAAAAUGAAUUCUUCUGAAUUUGCAUAUAAAAAACACAACAAAAACAUGCAAGUAUAUAAAUUGCGCCAAAAGUUGUAUUGAAAUUGGCAAAAACAACAAGUAAACAUUAAAAUUGCAUUCAAUUGGAAAUUAAUUGUUAUCAAUGCAAAUAUACAUACGUAUACGCGCGUAUAUAUGUAUAGUUUUAUAAAUAAAAGUUUAUAGUUGUAUUGCCAAGGUGCGUUCGCAAAAUGCAAAUAUAAGUUAGAAAAAUACACACACACAUGUACAUUCAUAUAUUAUAUAUAGUAUGGAUGUGUGUUUUUGGUUGUAAAAUUUUGUAAACUUUCACAUUCAUAAAUAUGCAUGCAUACAUACAUACAUAAAUCGACGAAAUAUGCAAAGCAAGCAAAUUAGCAUAUCAAAUCAACGAUUAGUCAAAAGUAGCAAAAUAUGUAGUAAUAAUAUAAGAAGCAGUUUAAUUGCAAAUAAAGCUCUGUACAUACAUACAUACAUACAUAUAUACAUAUUUUAUAAAUAUAUACA